GGGAAGAAUAAUAUAAUAACAGGAUAGCACAGCGCACGAGUGCUGGUUAAACGGGCGAUAUCGCUGCUUUACUGCGCAGUCACCAACGACAACGACGGCAGCCACAAUCAGCACAUCGGUACUGCGUUCAAUUCAUUAUCCUCACAUCAUCCUAACUCCUUUCUCCUACUUGGGGUACUGCGCUAGACGCCGAAACAACUGCUGAAAAGGGAUAAGAACGCAGUAGUCAUGUCAGGAACCGACGGCAAGGAGGAUAAGUACGAACAACUGCUCGCCAAAAUCGACUGGCAUGCACCGCACCCACCGAAGGGGUACCAAUUCGGCGCUGGCCGCGGCGCAAAAGGCUUCGUCACGACUGCGGAGCUGACGACGGCGGGCACGACAGGCGCAAAGAUGACUCGGGAAGAGAACGAUUUCUUUUCUGCGAUGGAGCGGAUGGAGGAGCGGAAGAAAGUCCCCAAAAAGACGAAGGGAGAGGAUGAUGACGAGGAUAAAGACGGCGAGAAGAAGAAGGGGCUUCACACCACAUCCACGGCUGGUUCUGCAGCGGGUGCUGCGGUGCGGGUGAAGUUGUCGCUGGAUGAUCUGGCCGCAUUGGAGAUGCCGUUUGCAAGUUCUUCCGCGCAGACGGCUGUGUCCUCGCGUGGGUCAGCAGCGGCUCCUGACCCGACCACCACCGGUGCGGAAUCUGAUGUGGCUGCUCCUGCGCCGACGAUGGCAGCUCCCUCAGCUUCCUCGUUGGUGGUGCGCAGUGCCCGCACAGAGGAAGGCGACGCCGCAGAGGAGCACAUCUUUGCCGAUGAGCGCGUGCUGACGCCGUACGACGUUCUGAAGGGCAAGGCAUCCGCCGUGCAGGCGGGGCUGCAUAACGUGCUGACAAUGGGCUCGACAGAGGAGCAGACUACCUGGAUUACGCACGCCCGCGCGUACCGCGAGAUGGGCAUGACCCGCCGCGCCUAUCAGACCCUCGUGGAGGGCUGUGCCGUCACGGGAACGAAGGGCAAGCGAAUUUGGGCGGAGCGGCUGCGUUAUUUGUCCCGCGACAACGUAGCAGGCCGUCGCCGUCUGCUCGACGAAGCGACCAGCGCCUGCCCAAGUGAGGAAGAGUUGUGGACGCAGCUGCUGGACGUUGUACCACCGCUGGAGCGUGUGCCCUGCCUUCAGCGUGCGGUUCUCGCCUGCCCUUCCAGUGAGCAUUUGUGGCUGCGGUUGGUGCAGUUCGUGCCGUCGGUGCAGGACCAGCGCGUGCUGCUGCAGAAGGCUCUUCAGCACACCCCGCACCUGCCUCUUCUGUGGGCCCGGUUGGCGCGGCUGGAAAGCUACAAAACCGGAAAGGAGAUGUUCCAAGCUGCAGCGGCGCGCUUCCCCUCACUGGCGCUCAUUAUUGAGGCGGCCAAGUACGUGGAGUGGUACGCGCUGUCGCGCUGGGCAACGACGCCACACCCGGAAACACAGGCAUUCGAAGAAGAGCAACUGCCCCAAUCAGUCGCGGUGGAAAAUGGAGGUGGUGACGCACCGAGCCUUUCGGAGCGUGAAGAAGAAGCGGCGCAGGUCUAUCGUGUGUUGCGCUCUGCAGACAGCGAAGUGGGCAACUUAGUGCGCACGGCUCAACAGAAUUACUUGAACCUCGGUGAGGCGGGCUCUCGACACGCGUGGCUCUCGAUGGCACUCUCGUUGCUCCGUUCAGAGAGCAAAGGGUCAGCGUAUCCUGAAGCUGAGACGAAGGAGGAGGGCAACGACGUGGCAGGAAGGCCUACCGCCACCACCACCAAAACUGGCUCGUACGUCUGCACUGCCGCACAGAUGUUUCUCAGUGUGGUAGAUCCAAAUCACAAAGGUUUGAGCGCCAACGCCGUCCCCACAACGUGGCUGAGCGACUUGACUGCUCUGUUCCCGGCCGAGGCGGUGGCCCAGCACGAGGUGCAGUGCGCACUGUGGUAUACGUGGGUGUUGCUCCAGCGGCAAUACUUGGAUGAUGUCGUCAAGAAGGGCAGCGCAAGCGGCAAUGCGAGCGCUGCGCUUUGUUCCACUCUUCUGUUUCCAUCAGCGACUGCCGUGUCGAAGACAAACGCAAAAGAAUCGUUUGCUGUGCUGGAAGCGGCCUUUCUUUCCGCUCCCCCCACGGCGGUGCUGACGGAGCUUCCGUUGCUGCUGCGCCGUGUCUCCUGCGACUUCACGGCGGAGGAGGAAAACACCUUCAACGCAGCACGCUACGGGCCUGCCAAUGCAAUCCCAAAGACGGAAGAAGAGGAGGUGGAGGAGCUGCGGAGGCCUGCAACGUCGGCGGUUGCGGGGCCGGUGCCUUCUGCGUCUCUUUCCCCUUCAGUGCGGGCGCAGCACCUCCCCCCUUCGCUGAUCGUUACGGUCGCCGCCACGCUGGGCCUUUCGGCACGCGCUACCGCAAUUGUUGCUGCAUCGACAACUUCAUCACCGGCUGCCGCCCUCCCGCAAAGCCUCAGCCCUUUCUUGGAAACUGUGCUUGUCGAGGUACCCUUGACACUCUCCGAGGCGCUGUACCGCCGUGGCUGCUAUGCCACUGCCUUGGCGGUGGUGGAUCUCAUGCUGCGGUCUGGCUCCUCCAGGCCCGCCUCGGAUGGAGUGCUGGAGGAUGCAGCAGUUUUGUCAACGCCCCACACGGGGUCGACAACACCCGCAGAUGAACCACCGUAUCUUUUAUUAAGCGACCUGCGUCUGCACAUUGCGCGGGCGAAGCUCUUAGCAGCUGUGGACGACAGCGCCGCAGCCGAUCGUUGUUUGCUGGAGGCGAUCAACACGGCCGCUUCCCACCGCAACCGCCACAGCAGCAACUAUCAUCUCUUGCAGGAGGAGACGUGGGUGAAGCUCGCGGUGCUGCGUCGCAGCCAGGGGCAACCAAUCCAAAGCAUCUUGCAAGACGCCCUGCAGCAGUGUCCGAAGUCGUGGAAGCUGUGGCUCAUGCUCCUGGAAGAGAAGCGGCGCGACAUCGACGCUCAUCAGCGGCGGCUGCGGGCUUCGCUGUCAGCGACAAAACACUCAGGCGGUGCAACCGCACCUCGUCUGACCACCGCCGAUAUGCUUCGCAUGGACGAUACCUUCACAAGCGAGGUGCGUGAAAUCAGUGUCCUGUGCAAGAAGGCAGUGAGCGCCGAUCACUGUCGCACCGUGGCGGCCGUAUGGAUCUUCGCAGCGCAGCGCGUCGAGGCGGAGUUCUUGCAGAACGUCCCCGCGGCCCGCGCUUUGCUGAGCGAUGCGGCAUCAGCCUGUGCGGCUAGCGUGUACAGCACUCGUUCGCAGCUCCUCGCGCGGGCCCUGUCUCCGCAAGAGCUGGAGAAGCAGGCAUCUGCCUUGGCGCAGAUCGGCGUAGCGCAGGCGAAGCUGGAGGCGCAGUACGGUACGCCAGGGCAGGCGCUGGAGACGGUGCAGGAGGUGCUGCAAAAGCUACCCAAGACGCGGGACGGUACGAUUGCGAUGACGCAGGACGACGCGGUGGGGGAGUUGCUCAGUCUUUUUAUUUCCCUUGAGCCGCCGGCGUCGCGCGGCCGGGCGGCGGCGCAGGUGAUGCGGCAGUGGAAGUCGCGCGAGCCGCUGGCGCUGUGCGCUGUGGCGCAGCUGUACUUCACUGCCGGUCAGUACGCCCGUGCGCUGGACCAGGCCUUGAAGGCGGUGCAGGCGAGCAAAGGCCGCUGCGGGGAUGCGGUGGGGCUGCUGUGGCGCAUGGCGGACCAGCCAGCGAUGCAGCCCUUUGUGCGACGGCAGCUGUACGGCAGCGAAGGGGACGACGACGCAGAAGAGGAUGGCGGCACGAAAGAGAAGACCGCCCUGACGGAGGAUGCGCGUCGUGGGGACGUGGGAGCAGAGGCGGUGCAGCAGUGGGUGUUGUCGGUCAUGGUGUCCAGCGCUGCAGCCGGGGGGGUCUCUGAGGAGAAACGUGCGUGGUCUCCAUCGGCAACCUCUGCCGCGGUCGCAUCGGGGGCGCUGCUCGUGGUGCCGAAGAGCGGCCCUUUGUGGCUGGCGGUCGCGAAGAUAGAGGAUCCGACAAACGUGACCAUUCGUGGUUAUCGCCGCCCCGUGGUCGAGAUGCUGCGUGAGGUGGCAAAUCGGAUCGACUUAAAGGGACACGAGUCUGGCGUAGCGGCACCGCUGCGUACUCAGCGUGAGGGCUAG
Molecule: messenger RNA, 4143 nt
Organism: Leptomonas pyrrhocoris
Lineage: Eukaryota; Euglenozoa; Kinetoplastea; Trypanosomatida; Trypanosomatidae
Exons: 1
Coding region: 229-4143 (1304 amino acids)
Biological process (GO): spliceosomal tri-snRNP complex assembly; mRNA splicing, via spliceosome
Cellular component (GO): catalytic step 2 spliceosome; U4/U6 x U5 tri-snRNP complex
Molecular function (GO): protein binding
Source: RefSeq, a predicted model, not a curated record